Messenger RNA from Gekko japonicus, 870 nucleotides. RefSeq lists its product as uncharacterized. The transcript has 3 exons. Lineage: Eukaryota; Metazoa; Chordata; Lepidosauria; Squamata; Gekkonidae. Bases 1 to 663 code for a protein of 220 amino acids. The record is from RefSeq and is a predicted model, not a curated record.
AUGUCAGGAACAAUACUGAAAACCUCUCGAGUGACCAGAAAGGCGGCGGCAGCAGCAAACCUGAAACGCACCUACUUCAUUGAACUCAGCGAGGCUUACUUCGGACGUCUCCCUUCUUCGCCUCUCCUUCCUUCUCCCCCGCUCUCUCCCGCGGGCCUGACACGCACGCUCCGAACUUACUUCUUUCUGACUCUCUGGAUAGGGGAAGCGCCAUCUUUGCGAGGCCGGCCCCGAGGUCUUUUGUCUGUGGCGGCUGCCGUGGGGGGAACUCCAGGCUCGGGGAGUUGUGGCGGCGGCGGCCCUGGCUGCUGUGGCUGCUGCUGCUCCGCCGCCCGCGUCAGGCUCUGCUGCUGCUCCUCGGCUGACAUCCUAGUCAGCAGGACGACACAUGGGGGAGGAGGACGACGACGACGAGGGGCUGGCGGGGGGGAAGCCGCCGCCGCUGCUGCUGCUGAGCCCGACGCUCCUCCUGCUCCGGUUGCUGCCGCCGCGGCUGUUCUCCCUCUUCGCCUUCGCCUUCGCCGCCUCCUUCUCCUCCUCCGCCUCCUCUACCUCCGCCUCGCAUUGCUGGCCUCAGCCGCCGCGGACCAGCGCGCAGAUCGUCAGCGUACAAAAGGCAUGAAUGAAGUCGGCGACUCUGAAUUAUCCGAGGAACGAUUCUGACGUAAACACGUUUCCUGUGCAAAAGACUGCUGCCGAAUACCCGUGUGGACAAGGCAACAUCGCUGCUUAUUUGCAAGGGAAGAUCAACGAGCGAGAGAGAAGACUCCUGCCUGACAUAAUUUUUUCCCUGAUUCUUUAAAAAUGUGUUUCUCUACAGCAGGAUUCUGAGGUGUUCAAAAGCUUGCUUAAUGGUUUGUGUCACUUUGG